UGCGUUGGUAGAGGUCCCCCCUGGUUGGGUCCCUUUUGCAGUAGUUGGGAGUUGUAGCGACUGAGCGAAAGAGAGGGAGCGCGCCAGAGAAAACCCCGAACAAACAGAAGUAGUGUCAUUAAGUGAAUUUUGUGACACCAUCCGCCGCGGCUUCACCAGACCGACACAAUAUAUCCACCGGAUCACUGUUUUACCGACAGCCAAGCCCACUUCGUGUCCAGCUCGAGAGCCUCAGAACGCGGUCGUGUCAGCGGGCAUGAGCUAACCCCAGACAUGGAAACCAAACCUUUCUUGUCAUUGGGGUUCCUGAAGCCUCAGUGCUCGCUGGCGCCCCCCCCACAGAGAGGCCGCUCCGAUGGCUGCACCUGCUUCAGUGGCAUGUGCCACCUCCACCAGCGACGCCUGUCCUCCGCGCCAUCAGUCUUCACUUCGAUGGAGGGCAUCACAUACAAGUCGUCGGGGCCCGUGACGUCGUCGCCGCUGAACUCGCCCACGUCCCAUCGGGGCAUGCACCCGGCGCUGCUCAGCCCGUCCUCCAUGGGCCCGGGCCCACUGCACUCGCCCAUCAGCAGCCUGCCCUCGCCCAUGAAUGGCCUGGGCUCGCACUUUUCCGUCAUCAGCUCGCCCAUGGGCCCGCACACCAUGAGCUCGCCCAGCAUGGGCUACGGCUCCAGCAUCAGCCCGCAGCUGAACUCCCCGAUGAACUCAGUGAGCAGCUCAGAGGACAUCAAGCCUCCUGUAGGCCUGAACGGCGUGAUGAAGGUGCCUGCGCAGCCUUCCAACAACCCCCUGUCCCUCACCAAACACAUAUGUGCCAUCUGCGGAGAUCGCUCUUCAGGCAAACACUAUGGGGUGUACAGCUGCGAGGGCUGUAAAGGCUUCUUCAAACGGACCGUGCGCAAGGACCUGACGUACACCUGCCGCGACAACAAGGACUGCACCAUCGACAAGCGCCAGCGCAACCGCUGCCAGUACUGCCGCUACCAGAAGUGCCUGGCCAUGGGCAUGAAGAGAGAAGUUUUGUUACAUGCAGCCGUCCAGGAGGAGCGUCAGCGGGCCAAGGACUGCAAGGAGAACGAGGUGGAGUCCACCAGCAGCGCCAACGAGGACAUGCCCGUGGAGAAGAUUCUGGAAGCCGAGCUGGCCGUCGAGCCCAAGACCGAGACCUACAUCGAGACCAACCUCGGCAUGCCCUCCAACUCGCCCAACGACCCCGUCACCAACAUCUGCCAGGCGGCAGACAAGCAGCUGUUCACCCUGGUGGAGUGGGCCAAAAGGAUCCCCCACUUCUCCGAGCUGCCGCUCGACGACCAGGUCAUCCUGCUGAGAGCAGGCUGGAAUGAGCUCCUUAUUGCCUCCUUCUCGCACCGCUCCAUCGCGGUGAAGGACGGCAUCCUGCUGGCCACGGGUCUCCAUGUGCACCGCAACAGCGCCCACAGCGCCGGGGUGGGCGCCAUCUUUGACAGGGUGCUGACAGAGUUGGUCUCCAAGAUGCGGGACAUGCAGAUGGACAAGACUGAGCUUGGAUGCCUACGGGCCAUCGUCCUCUUCAACCCAGACUCCAAAGGACUGUCGAACCCUAGUGAGGUGGAGGCUCUCCGGGAGAAGGUCUACGCCUCCCUGGAGGCCUACUGCAAGCAGAAGUACCCCGAGCAGCCUGGGCGGUUUGCUAAGUUGCUCCUGCGUCUGCCAGCCCUGCGCUCCAUCGGCCUCAAGUGUCUGGAGCACCUGUUCUUCUUCAAGCUCAUCGGCGACACGCCCAUCGACACCUUCCUCAUGGAGAUGCUGGAGGCGCCGCACCAAAUGACAUAAUGACCUUUGACCUCGUCACUCUCACAACCUCUUACCCACAAAAUCCCUCCACCCUCACCCCCACCCCCGCCUCGUCCCGGCUCCGCCCCACCUGAGAGAGAAAGACUGACCACACACUGUCGCUGGACACAGAGAGAGCGCUUCAGAAGGAAAGUGGAGGGGGGGGGGGUGUAUGUCAGACAAGACUUUCCCUCUCUCUGUUCUAUGUUUCAAAAAAUGAGUUUCAUGAGUUUCAUCACAUCAAAGGGUCUGUUUUAUACCUUGUACAAAAUGCGAUAUAUAUAAAUGAAAAUGUCUAUAUAACUCAAACGAACAUUUUAAGGAUCAACAGAGCGAGACAACCAUGUACUUUACAGAUGAGAGACAAAAAGACAUGCAUGUGUUUUUUUUGUUUAUUUGUUUGUUUUUUUGAGAGAGAGAAAAAAAAGAUUUUUUCCCCUGGAAGCAAGGAUGCCGCGAGAUGUCAGUGAUGUCAUAACCUGGAAGUUGGGUAAUAGGAAACAUAACCUGUGCGUGUUUGAUUUUGCGUUGAGGAACAAUACGUAUUUUAAGAUUGCUUGACAGCAGCUUGGAGGGGAGGCGAGAGAGACUCUUUGCUACGGCAAAAACAAAAACCUCUAAGACCCUGAAGAUAUCCUACAUGCUAAACCUGCAUCGAUGCAAAUAUCCUCUCAGAGCUCCUGUUUAUUCCUAUGUGGUUUUCAGGAACCUGCACUAUUACCUGUCUCUCUCAAGGUCACAUUUUGUCAUUCAUGGCCACAUAUUGUGGUCACAGUGCAGUUAUGGUGUUCCUUCUUUGAAAUGACGAGAACCGAACAAGGACAGGGAAGAAAACAGAUUGUGUGUCUUAAUAUUGUUAUUGUUUAAUGGUCUGGUUUUUGAUGUGGAAUCUCCAGAAAGACUUUUUGAUGUUGAGUUGCUCAGUGUUGGCAGGUUCACCUGACUGAAAACCACAGUGGGGGGAGGAGGGGAGGGGAUGCAGGUCAGCUGUGUCCACUGAACUCCUGAGUGUACAUUUGCACGCCUUUCUUCAAGGAGAAAUGCCGAAGCAGCCAUCUAAUCACGGCUGUCAAGAUUCAGGUCAGAAGACAACUGACUGCAGUUCUCCUGAUUAUGUUUAGUGCAGAGUAGCAAACAAACACACACACACUCGCACACACACACACCAGCGCUCAAUGGAUAAGACUGCCUACCACUGGGUGACACUGUGAAUUUCUCCACACACACACACAUGCAUACACAUACACACAUCUUGUCGGGAGUUUCAGCCCAGAUGGGUGCUGAUGCAGACCCCGAGCAGGAGGUCUGAUCAGGGAACAGCCUCUCUUCAAGUCCAUACUCCAGCCUCAAUCAGGAGAACGUCCCAUCUCAACUGAUCCUAGUAUUUAUAGAAUGUGCCACCUCAACUGUUGAGUAUGCAUAGGACUGUGAGACCAGCUUUUGGAGUCUCUACUAUUGAGUAAAGCUGAAAAACCCUUCAUGAAAAUGAAAUUUCUUGUGACCAGGAAAUGGGUGAUGGAAAGAUACUAUUGUAAGAGUAAGAUGAUCCUCAUAGCUUCUCAGGCUGGUUGGAUGUGUUUUGGGGGGUAUCUGGAAGACGGGAAAAGGAAUGUGCCUGAAGUCACUGCAAGAUAUGAAAUGUCUUCAUGAGUAUUCGGUGUUUACUUACUGUGAGCAAGGGUCCUGUCACAUCAUGUUGCCCAAUGUUUGAUCCGCCCGGUGUCUUGCCCACACACCCACACACACACAAACAUUUGCGCCACCUUCAGUGGUUUAAGGUACAUUCACCUCAAUCCAACAAUCAAGGCAGUCUGUGGAGGCAGUGCAAGUCUAGCUUUAGAUGAAUCCUAUUUACCUGUGUAGUCCCAUCACCACCAUCAUACUCAGUAUUCAAUUUUCUUUUUAUUUUUGCAUUUGUUUUUUUUUUGCAUUUGUCACCUACCAAUGUGCACUUUCUUUACCUCCAUUUCCCUUCCUCCAACUGAUUUAUGAGCCUUGCAUCACUGGCGUCCUCUUUUUCACUGUCCUCUGACUCAUCCUUGCACCUCCGGUUCAGUGGUCAGUUGUUCCAGUGAUGGGUGGAGGAUGGAUGGGUGAGGCUACGUUUUUAGUUACCAUGAGGCAGUAGGGCAGUAGAACCUAACUUAAGUGGGUUAAGUCGCCAAGAGUCGUGUUUUGGCUUCUUUGCUUAGUCACCCUCAUGGCCUCCACCGAGUGAUCCUCUCCUGUUUCUUAAGCACUUAGCCUCGUGUUGCAGAGUGGCCAGCUCGACUUUCGAGAGCCAUCAGAGGGCCAGAUGAUUGGGGCUCGUUGGUGUUUAGGCCGCUGGUUCACGAUUAGUACACGUUCAUUACCCAGGGUGCACUUCUCCAGACAAAAGCAGUGUUGUUGUUGAAAAGAGAUUGUUUUUUUUUUUCCUAUGUUGUGCGAUAUCUCCAUACAAGGAUCAUUUUGAUCAUCAUGCCCAUACUCUGCGUUUUGUUUCACAUUGUUUUUUUAUGUUGUUUUAUCUUUUUCUCUGUUCUGCUGCUGUACAACUAUGCAUCUUGCAUUUCCCAAAGAUUGUCCAUAGUGAGGGCGCUAUCUUUGUUUUCUGUUUUUUCCCCUCAUCUUGCAAAUGGGAUGGCUGAAAGAAACCUGGUCUCAAGAAGGCUACCGAAUGUGCUGGAUUUUCCAUGUGCCUCGGCCCCCCACUCAGUGACUUUGGAACACGGGUCUUUGGAUCUAGGGCCGGCCUGUCCUCAUUUAUUACGUUAUCCAGCUACAGAAAAGAUUAAAAGCAUCUUUAGAGAGUGGUGACCAGCAUGAAAUAGGAAAAAUAUAAUGCAUUAUAGGCAGACCUUUGAGUACCCUCUAGUGGAGGAUAUGCAGCAGUACGGUGCUUGAGUUAAAACAAUUGAACUUGAAUUUUGUACAAGUAUGUAAUUGGAGAGAACAAAUUGCACUUUUGGACAAAACUGUUCACUUACCAGCAAUAGACAAUAAUUCAGGAAGUAUUGUCAUUUUUGUUAGUCAGUAAAUGGCAGUGAGGAAGAUUUGAUUGGCUGUAAACUUGUUAAACAAGUGCAGAAUACUGGAGAAAAAACUUCUUGCCAUGUAGAUAGCCUAUUGAAUUGAGUCAAGGAUCUGUACUAUAGAUACAUCCAAUGGAUUUGUCUAAGGUUGGUUCGGUUGUCGUAAGCCUUGCCUCAAAGAGACCAUCCUCAUGUCUCAACAGUCAGAUCUAUUAGAUAUUUCACAUUUCUGACCAAAAGACAUAAAACACACACACACACUCACCGUUAUCAGCAGUUUGGCUUCUCAUAGAAGAAUACAUGUUUGACUUUUGUUAGUGUCAGCCUCAGAUCUGAUUUUGUGCAGUGGUGCUCUCUUAAAAACGACAGCAUCUAAUGUGUUUUUUUUUUUCCCUUUUCUGAUCAUCUCCACUGUCAUUUUUGUUCAGUAUUCUUACUUUUGUUUUGUCAUUGCUCCUUUUUCUAGAUUUAUCAGGUUUACUGUUGAGUUUCAAGACCACAGGUAAUUUAAAGCCAUAUGCAAUGAAGAUCACUAACAAAGAAAAAAGUUAACUAUCCUGCAGGAAUCUUACAGAGAUGUGUCCUUUGCGCUAAUCUAGAAAUUAUCACAUAGAUAGAAUGAAUGCAUAAUGAAAUGCUUUAUAUAUACCAUAAAGCUAUAUUUUGUCUAUAUGUAUAUGUGUGUAUAUUUAUAAAUAUAUAUAUAUAUAUAAAUGAAUUGGUUUCCUUCCGUGUUUCCCAUCACUUUUAGCAGAGGGAGACACAAAAGUACUUUCAAUCAAAAUUUGAACCAGGCCUGAUUGCACUGUGGAAAUAUUUAUAAGAACUGAUCUAAGUUUUCAGAAUCUGUUGUGAGAAUUGAAUUAUUUGGCCUAGAUUUGUUUUUCAAGAAAAAAAUUAAAAUGAAAAAAAAAAAAAAGUUCUACCAGCAAGAUGGAGUCUGAAGGCGAGGCCACCUGACCAUGCACCAGCUCCUAAAUACUUCUGUCAUGUAAACUAUGUAAUUAACAAAUUAAUUUAAUAAUUAUUCAAAACACAAGAGCCUGGUGGAUUUAAACAAAAAUGUCAUUAUCUCAAAAUUAUAUGUAGCCUUCAAAAAUUAUAUGUAGCCUUCAAAAAUACAAAAACAAAUCAGAAGCAUCAAGCCCUGCACAAUCACUGUUUCAGCAUCACAAGUCCAUUUGAAAUGUGUUGGGAAAAUGAUUUUAAAAGGACACCUAAAAAAGGAUCUAUUUUUGUACAAAUGUAAUUUUAUCUUGAGCUUAUUGUUUUGUUUUCUCCCUCUCCCGCCUUCCCUUUUCUCUCCCUCUAUGUGGGAUGCUGUAUACAUUUGUGUGUAAAAUGUUGCUUUGGAAAAAAAUAGGAAAAGAAAUGAAAUGAAAGCCAGAUCUCCAGAGCUGGGAGAUCAAAUCAGGAGUGGUCACCCAUGACAACCAACCUGCGCCCGUCUUUCGCCUUUUUGGUUCCUGCCCACCAUGACACCUCCUUUUGUCAUUUUGUUUUAUCGUGUUUUUUUUCCAUUUAUAUUUUUGGUCUAUUUUUAAAGUAAAUGAAAAAAGUCAUCUGUUGUUUGUGGGUUGUUCUUUGAUGUUCUAUCUUUCAUGAAAAUGACGAAAAAAGUAUUAAAAACUUGAAUUUUAA
Alosa sapidissima (American shad) is the source of this 6467-nucleotide messenger RNA. It is a transcript of the gene rxraa, whose product is annotated as retinoid X receptor, alpha a. The transcript has 12 exons. The record is from RefSeq and is a predicted model, not a curated record. Gene Ontology annotation, biological process: anatomical structure development; cell differentiation; negative regulation of transcription by RNA polymerase II. Lineage: Eukaryota; Metazoa; Chordata; Actinopteri; Clupeiformes; Clupeidae. The coding region runs from base 274 to 1812 and encodes 512 amino acids. Gene Ontology annotation, cellular component: nucleus; RNA polymerase II transcription regulator complex. Gene Ontology annotation, molecular function: nuclear receptor activity; retinoic acid-responsive element binding; nuclear steroid receptor activity.